This is a messenger RNA of Zootoca vivipara (common lizard), 2977 nucleotides long. It is a transcript of the gene LRRC1, whose product is annotated as leucine rich repeat containing 1. Lineage: Eukaryota; Metazoa; Chordata; Lepidosauria; Squamata; Lacertidae. Gene Ontology annotation, biological process: establishment or maintenance of epithelial cell apical/basal polarity; neurotransmitter receptor transport postsynaptic membrane to endosome; cell-cell adhesion. Gene Ontology annotation, cellular component: postsynaptic density; basolateral plasma membrane; adherens junction. The record is from RefSeq and is a predicted model, not a curated record. Gene Ontology annotation, molecular function: protein kinase binding.
CGAGAGCGCCGAGUGUUCCGGGUCAGGCGCAGGAAUGAAGAAAGGUGCUGCUGCUGCCUGAGCGACGAGCGAGCCGGGCUCCUUGGGAAAACUCGGGGACACUGAUUGGACAGCGGAGGCCCAAUAAGAGACAAAAGCAGCAGGAAGGUUUUCUGUUUCUUUUCUUUUUUCUGCGCGUAGUAGUCUGGAGCGGCUGGAGCGGCAGGAAAGAGUUUUCUCCUGUCCCAGGCGAAUGUUUGCAGGGGCUGCUGCCGCCGCCGCCUCCUCCGGGACUUGCUGAGGAGAAGGCGAGGGCGCCCUCCAAGGCGGUGGCUGGCAGACUAGCGAAGGCGACGUGCCUCGGGAGCCGGCGUCGGCGGCGAGGGUUGCUAAGGGCCGGGUGUGGAGCCGCCCCCCUCCGCUGCUCCUCUCCUCUCUCUCUCCCCCCCCCCGCGCGCUCGUUGGCUGGCUGGCUGAGGGCGAAAGAAGCCGCGCGCGCGCGCCUGCCUGCCUGCCUGCCUGGCGCUGGAACUGGAAGCCGAGCCGGGCAGGGGGCCGCGGGAAGGCUGAGGAGGGCGCUGCCCCGAGUGGCCGCGCGAGCCUUGCGCAGCUUGCCGAGGGCUGGGCUGCGGGAGGCAGCCAGAGGGUUGCCGCCGCCGCCUUUGCCUUUGCUGCUAUGUUCCAUUGCAUCCCGCUGUGGCGGUGCAACCGUCAUGUGGAGAUUAUCGACAAGCGCCACUGCUCGCUGGCCGCCGUGCCCGAGGAAAUCUACCGCUACAGCCGCAGCCUCGAAGAGCUCCUGCUCGACGCCAACCAGCUCCGAGAGCUGCCGAAGCCUUUCUUUCAGCUUGUAAAGUUACGAAAACUUGGGCUUAGUGAUAAUGAAAUUCAGCGGCUUCCUCCAGAGAUAGCAAACUUUAUGCAGCUGGUAGAACUUGAUCUGUCUCGAAAUGAUAUUCCUGAAAUCCCUGAAAGCAUUUCCUUCUGCAAAUCAUUACAGGUAGCAGACUUCAGUGGGAACCCGCUCACUAGGUUGCCUGAAAGCUUUCCUGAGCUGCAGAAUCUAACAUGUCUUUCUGUAAAUGAUAUCUCUCUACAAGCAUUACCUGAUAACAUUGGAAACCUUUAUAACUUGGCAUCACUGGAAUUAAGAGAGAAUCUGUUGACAUAUUUACCUGAGUCAGUUGCCCAGCUGCAGAGACUAGAAGAGCUAGACCUAGGGAACAAUGAACUUUAUAAUUUGCCAGAAACUAUAGGUGCACUUUAUAAUCUUAAAGAUCUCUGGCUAGAUGGGAACCAGCUGGCUGAAUUACCUCAGGAAAUAGGAAGCCUGAAAAACCUGCUAUGCCUGGAUAUCUCCGAAAACAAACUGGAAAAACUGCCUGAAGAGAUAAGCGGUCUGCUGUCUUUAACUGACCUACUCAUCUCUCAGAACCUUCUUGAGGUGCUACCAGAUGGCGUAGGUAAAUUAAAAAACCUAUCCAUCUUGAAGGUUGACCAGAACCGGCUUGUUCAGUUAACAGAAGCAGUAGGAGACUGUGAAAGCCUUACUGAGUUAGUUCUCACAGAAAACCAGCUGCUGACUUUGCCGAAGAGCAUUGGACGGCUAAAGAAGCUGAAUAUACUGAACGCCGACAGAAACAAACUAGUGUCUUUACCCAAAGAGAUUGGUGGGUGUUGCAGUCUAAAUGUUUUUUCAGUACGUGACAACCGGUUAUCUAGGAUUCCUCCUGAGCUAUCACAAGCCACAGAACUUCAUGUCCUAGAUGUAGCUGGAAAUAGGUUGCUACAUCUUCCCAUGUCGCUCACUAGCUUGAAGCUGAAGGCGUUGUGGUUGUCUGAUAACCAGUCCCAGCCUUUACUUACUUUCCAGACAGACACAGACCCUGAAGUAGGGGAGAAGAUUUUAACAUGUGUUUUACUUCCUCAAAUGCCUUCUGAGCCCGGUUGCCAAGAUAACCUGCCCCGAUGUGGGGCUCUGGAGAGCUUGGUAAACGAAAUGUCAGAUGAGACAUGGAAUGAACGAGCAGUAAAUAGAGUCAGUGCAAUCCGCUUUUUAGAAGAUGAAAAAGAUGAAGAGGAUAAUGAAAUGAGGACACUUCUAAGGCGAGCCACUCCACACCCUGGGGAGUUAAAGAAUAUGAAAGUGAAAGUGGAGAAUUUACGGAAUGAUAUGAACGCUGCUAAAGGACUGGAUUCAAACAAAAAUGAGGUCAAUAAUGCCAAUGACAGAGUGACCACUUCUGUGUAGAGGCUCACCUCCCAGAUACUUGCCUCCUGUGUCUUCCCAUCUGCUGUUGAACCGUUACUGUCACAUCCUGGGAAUACCAUUCAAUCAACCCUCAUGUGUUUUAACCAGAAAUCUGACUCAUCUUGUCCUUGUGUCAUCCCUUUGGAAGGUGCUUCUCACUGGAAGAAAAGUGCCUUAUUUCAGUCCAGGCAUCUGAGCACAGGGGGUGCAGCGCACUGAAAACUGCCCCCCCCCACUGUGGUUCUUUGCUUGAACAACUCCAGCUUGUUUGCCAGCAAAUUGUUCCCAUCAAUUCCAGUGUUGUUGUUUUUGUUUUUAAAAAAAGAUAAAGAGGUCUGUUUUGUUUUUGUUUUGUUUUUAACAAGGGGAAUGUGCUGUUAUACAAUCAUGCAUCUCUUUUACCCAGGGGUGUUGGUCUGCUGUUGUUCUCUUCUGCGCGCCCCCCCCACCCCAGUCCAAGUGAUGGGGUAUUUAUGCUGCCCUGUUCUGGACUGUGGUGGUGGGGGAAAGUAGUUUUAUUGCAGAAUUGAUACUUUUUAAACCUCUCUGGCAGCUCAGAUGGUGUAAAUUUUAUAAUUUUUGUAUAGGAGUCCAGUUUCAUAACAAACCAACAAAAUGGGUGUAUUUCAUUUUUUUUUUUAAAAGAAUUUUUAAGCGGUACAUUUUACUAUUUGUGGAGGGUGAAUUCCAUUGACACAUCCAUGCUUGUCACAUCUGCAUGUGCCUUAAUGCAGCCUAAGUUGAGAU